AUGGAGUAUCCUUUGGAAUGUGGUUCUCAGGAAGCCUUGGUGUGCAGCCAGAGUGCUCGGGGAGAGAUGCAGAAAGUUGAAAUAACACUUCAGGAUAUCAAUGACAACCCACCAGUAUUCCCCACAGAUAUGCUCGAUCUGACCGUAGAAGAGAAUAUAGGAGAUGGAUCUAAAAUAUUGCAGCUGACAGCCAUGGACGCUGAUGAGGGAGCCAAUGCCCUGGUGACAUACACCAUUAUCAGCGGUGCGGAUGACAGCUUCCACGUUGACCCCGAGUCAGGGGAGCUGAUCGCCACCAAGCGCCUGGACCGGGAGCGCCGCUCCAAGUACUCCCUGCUGGUCCGCGCCGAUGACGGCCUGCAGUCCUCAGACAUGAGGAUAAACAUCACUGUUAGCGACGUCAAUGACCACAUCCCCAAAUUCUCCAAGCCAGUGUAUUCCUUUGACAUCCCAGAAGAUGCCACUCCAGGUUCCUUAGUGGCAGCCAUCCUAGCCACUGACGACGACUCCGGUGUCAACGGGGAGGUCACGUACACCGUAAGUGAGGAUGAUGAGGAGGGCGUCUUCUUCCUCAAUCCCGUCACUGGGGUCUUCAACCUGACCCGUGCGCUGGACUACGAAGCACAGCAGUACUACAUCCUCACCGUCCGCGCAGAGGAUGGGGGAGGCCAGUUCACGGCCAUCCGAGUGUACUUCAACAUCCUGGACAUCAAUGACAACCCGCCGGUGUUCAGCAUGGCCUCGUACAGCACGUCUGUGAUGGAGAACCUGUCCCCAGGCUCAGCUAUCCUCAACUUCAGUGUCACUGAUGCGGACGAUGGCUCCAACUCUCAGCUGUCCUUCAGCAUCGCAUCCGGGGACAGCGCGGGGCAGUUUGGCAUCGACAACAGCGGGAUGCUGAGCAUCAGGCAGCCUUUGGAUCGGGAAAGCCAGUCUUUCUACAGCCUCGUCGUGCAAGUCCACGACAUGGCCCCUCUCGCCGCCUCCAGGUACACAAGCACAGCUCAGGUUUCAAUCAUUCUGCUGGAUGUGAACGACAGCCCUCCAACCUUUAUCUCCCCUAAGCUGACCUACGUGCCGGAAAACACGCCGAUAGAUACAGUUGUGUUCAAAGCCCAGGCAACCGAUCCUGACAGUGGUCCCAACAGCUACAUUGAAUACAGUCUGCUCCGGCCUCUGGGAAACAAAUUCAGCAUCGGCACUAUCGACGGGGAAGUGAGGCUGACCGGGGAGCUCGACAGAGAAGCUGUGUCCAACUACACCCUGACUGUGGUAGCCACAGACAAGGGCCAGCCGUCCCUUUCUUCAUCUGCGGAUGUGGUGGUUAUAGUCCUGGACAUUAAUGACAACAACCCGCUUUUUGCCCAAAAGCUUUAUAAAGUAGAGGUGGAGGAAAAUACUUUGACGGGGACGGAUUUAAUCCAGGUGUUGGCUACGGAUGGAGAUGAAGGGACAAAUGGGCAGGUCCGCUAUGCCAUCACGAGUGGAGAUGCCAAUAAUGAGUUUCGUAUCGAUUCUGUGACGGGGGUGAUAACAGUUGCCAAGCCUUUGGAUAGAGAGAAGAAGCCCUCCUAUACACUGACUGUUCAGUCGGCUGACCGUGGGAGCAGCCCGAGGACUGAUACCACAACAGUCAAUAUUAUUCUGAAGGAUGUCAAUGAUUUUAUUCCCACGUUUGAACUUUCUCCCUACUCUGUGAAUGUUGCUGAGAAUUUAGAGACGCUCCCAAAAGUUAUUCUUCAGGUUGUAGCAAGGGAUGAUGAUCAGGGCCUGAACAGCAAGCUGACUUAUGUGCUGGUGGCUGGCAAUGAAGAAGGAGCCUUUACUCUCUCGGGCAGUGGAGAGCUGCGCUUGGUCCGGAGCCUGGACCGGGAGGCAAAGGAGCAGUACAUGCUACUGAUCACAGCGGCUGAUGCAGGAUCUCCUGCCCUCACUGGCACUGGAACCAUUGCUGUCACAGUGGAUGAUGUCAAUGACAAUGUCCCCACGUUCGCCUUUAACGUGUACUUUGCCACCGUUCUGGAAGAUGCUCCUACAGGGACAGAUAUUUUGCUCGUAAACUCCUCGGAUGCUGAUGCUUCUACAAACGCUGUUAUUAGCUAUAGGCUUUCUGGUGGCAAUUCCCAAUUCACAAUCAACCCAUCUACAGGACAAAUCAUCACCAGUGCCCUCCUCGAUCGAGAGACAAGGGAGAACUACACUUUGGUGGUGGUGGCGAGUGACGGGGGCUACCCCAGGGCUCUCUCCAGUUCCACCAGUGUGCUCGUCUCUGUUGCUGAUGUGAAUGACAACCCACCCAAAUUUCAGCACCAUCCUUAUGUCACCCACAUCCCAUCACCUACCACCUCAGGCUCAUUUGUGUUUGCUGUGACUGUCACCGAUGCAGAUGCCGGAUCCAAUGCUGAGCUCCAUUAUUCCCUUGUUGGGAAAAACUCUGAGAAGUUCCACAUUGAUCCAGCGAGGGGGGCGAUCCUGGCUGCGAACCCGCUGGUGGGAGAGUCCGAAGUCACCAUUUCUGUUCACGUGAGGGAUGGUGGCCGGUACCCCAAGACAGACUCUACCACCGUCACUGUGAGGUUUGUGAACAAAGCUGAAUUCCCUCAUGUUCAGGCAGAUCAGGAGACUUUCACCUUCCCUGAAAACCAAGCAGUUGGUACAGUUGUCACCACCGUCUCUGGAUCUUCAGCCAGAGGAGGUUCCCUGUCCUACUACAUCGCAAGUGGUAACCUGGGCAGCACUUUUGCGGUUGACCAGGUGACAGGACAGCUUUCUGUCAGGCGGGCUUUGGAUUUUGAAGCCAUACAGAAAUACGUGGUGUGGAUUGAGGCCAGAGAUAUGGGCUUUCCUCCCUUUUCCUCGUACAAAAAAUUGGAAGUAACGGUGAUAGAUGUCAAUGAUAACGCGCCAGAGUUUGAGCAAGAUCCCUUCAUUGCAGAAAUAGUGGAGAACCUGUCCCCACGGAAGAUACUGACAGUGGCUGCUGUGGACAGGGACAGUGGUCUAAAUGGACAGCUACAUUAUGAAAUAAUUGAGGGCAAUACUGAAAAUAGCUUCAGUAUCAAUCGAGCCACGGGUGAGAUCAGGAGUGUCAGGCCCUUGGACAGGGAGAAGCUGUCUCAAUACACACUAACCAUAAAAGCUUCAGAUAAAGGCACUCCACUCCAGAGCACGACUGUCAAAGUUAUCAUUAAUAUUUUAGAUGAAAAUGACAAUGCUCCAAGGUUUUCCCAGAUAUUCAGUGCUUCUGUGCCAGAAAAUGCACCGAUGGGUUUUACAGUAACCCGGGUCACAACAUCAGAUGAAGACAUUGGGGUGAACGCCAUCAGCAGGUACUCCAUAAGGGAUACGAGUCUCCCAUUUACCAUAAAUCCCAGCACUGGGGACAUCACCAUCAGCAGACCACUGAACAGGGAGGACACUGACCGCUACAGGAUCAGGGUCUCUGCGCAUGACUCUGGGUGGACGGUGAGCACGGAUGUCACCAUAUUUGUCAUGGAUGUCAAUGACAAUGCCCCACGAUUUACAAAGCCAUCCUAUUACCUGGAGUGCCCGGAGCUUCCUGGAAUUGGGUUAAAGGUCACCCAGGUUUCAGCCACCGAUCCAGAUGAAGGGUCAAACGGCCAAGUCUUCUACUUCAUAAAAUCCCAGUCCGAGUUUUUCCGCAUUAAUGCAACCACGGGGGAAAUUUUCAACAAGCAGUACUUAAGGUACCAAAACUCCAGCCGUUCGAGCAACGUCAACAUCAAUAGGCACAGCUUCAUCGUUACCUCUUCAGACCGGGGCAGUCCCCCAUUAAUGAGCGAGACAACUGUCACCAUUAACAUAGUGGACAGCAACGACAACGCGCCGCUGUUCCUCGCUCGGAAAUACUUCACUCCUGUUACUAAGAACGUGAGGGUUGGAACAAACUUAAUCAAAGUUACUGCCGUGGAUGACAAGGACUUUGGCUUGAAUUCUGAGGUGGAGUACUUUAUCUCUGAUGAGAGCAAAACUAAUAAAUUCAGGCUGGACAGGAGUACAGGCUGGAUUUCUGUGUCAUCUUCACUAAUGACUGACUUGAAUAAAAACUUCCUGUUUAAAGUGAAAGCCAAGGACAAAGGUAAUCCUCCGCUCUCAUCCGAGGUAACUGUUGAAAUAGUAGUAACAGAAGAAAAUUACCAUACACCUGAGUUUUCCCAGAGCCGUAUGAGUGUUACUGUCCCAGAGAGUCACUCUGUUGGAACAGUGAUCAGAACAGUUUCAGCACGAGACAGAGAUGCUGCUAUGAAUGGAUUAGUCAGAUAUAAUAUUUCCUCUGGAAAUGAAGCUGGAAUCUUUGCUAUCAACACAACUACCGGUACACUGACGCUAGCAAAGCCACUUGAUUUUGAGUUAUGCCAAAAGCAUGAGCUGGUUGUUACUGCCACAGAUGGCGGAUGGGUGUCCAGAACAGGCUACUGCAGUGUCACUGUUAAUGUUGUUGAUGUGAAUGAUAAUUCUCCAGCAUUCAGCCCUGAGGACUACUUUCCCAACGUGUUAGAGAAUGCCCCCAGUGGGACAACUGUUAUUUGUUUAAACGCCACUGAUGCUGACUCUGGACCUAAUGCUGUGAUUGCAUAUGCCAUUCAGUCCUCAGACAGUGACCUCUUUGUCAUUGGCCCCAAUACAGGAACAAUCACCACCCAGGGAUUUUUAGAUUAUGAAACAAAGCAAAGUUACCAUUUAACAGUAAAGGCUUUCAAUGUUCCAGAUGAAGAGAGGUGCAGCUUUGCUAGUGUCAACAUCCAGUUAGAAGGGACAAAUGAAUAUGUGCCCCGUUUUGUGUCCAAGCUUUAUUAUUUUGAGGUUUCAGAGGCAGCCUCCAAAGGUACUGUCAUAGGGGAAGUUUUUGCAAGUGAUCGUGAUAUGGGAACUGAUGGAGAAGUCCACUACCUUAUCUUUGGCAACAGCAGAAAGAAGGGCUUCCAGAUAGAUAAGAAGAGUGGCCAGAUCUAUGUUUCAGGACCUCUUGACAGAGAAAAAGAAGAACGGAUCUCUUUGAAAGUCCUUGCAAAAAAUUUGGGCAGCAUUCGUGGUGCAGACAUAGAUGAAGUAACCGUUAAUAUCACUAUACUGGAUGCCAACGAUCCUCCAGUCUUUACCUUGGGAACCUACAAUAUACAAAUCAGCGAGGGCGUUCCUCCAGGCACCCACGUCACGUUUGUUAGUGCCUUUGAUUCAGAUUCUGUCCCUAGCUGGAGCAGGUUUUCCUAUUUCAUUGGCUCUGGCAAUGACAACAGCGCCUUUUCCAUCAACCCACAGACAGGACAGGUGACAGUCACCGCAGAGCUGGAUCGAGAAACGCUGCCUGUCUACAACCUGUCUGUUCUGGCCAUUGAUUCGGGAACACCGUCUGCUACGGGAAGUGCCUCUUUGUUAGUAACUUUGGAAGAUAUCAACGACAACGGCCCUACCUUGUCCACCAGCCAAGGAGAAGUCAUGGAGAAUAACCGUGCAGGAACUCUUGUGAUGACGCUUCAGUCAUCAGACCCUGAUCUCCCUCCCAACCAAGGCCCUUUUACGUACUACUUGCUCAGCACUGGUCCUGCGACCAGCUACUUCAGCCUCAGCACUGCUGGUGUUCUGACAACGACGAGGGAGAUCGACAGGGAGCAAAUCAGCGAUUUCUACCUAUCAGUGAUUACGAGAGACUCUGGUGUCCCUCAGAUGUCUUCCACAGGAACUGUGCAUAUCAAGGUGAUAGACCAAAAUGACAACCCAUCUCAGCCCAGAACGGUAGAAAUCUUUGUUCACUAUUAUGGCAACCUCUUCCCAGGCGGAAUUUUGGGCAACGUAAAGCCGCAGGAUCCAGACGUGCUAGACAGCUUCCAGUGCUCCCUCACCUCAGGAGUCACCAGCCUCUUCAGCAUUCCGGGGGGUACCUGUGAGCUGCACUCACAGGCAAGGUCCACAGAUGGCACAUUUGACCUGGCCAUCCUCAGCAAUGAUGGGUUACAUGGUGCCGUCACCAGCAGCGUCCGGAUUUUCUUCGCGGGUUUCGGCAACACCACCAUUGACAACAGCAUCCUCCUUCGCCUGAGCGCCCACAGCGUGCGGGACUUCCUGACGAACCACUACCUCCACUUCUUGCGCAUCGCCAGCUCCCAGCUGACGGGGCUGGGCACUGCCAUCCAGCUCUAUGGGCUCUACGAGGAGAGCAACCACACCUUCCUGAUGGCGGCCGUCAAGCGCGGCAACAACCAGUACGUGAAUCCCAGCGGCGUGGCCACCUUCUUCGAGAGCAUUAAGGAUGUCCUCUUCCGCCAGAGCGGGGUGCGGGUCGAGGCUGUGGACCACGACUGGUGCCUGCAGAGCCCCUGCCAGAAUGGAGGGAGCUGCCUGAGGAGGCUGGCGGUGGGCCCAGCUCUGAAGACCCACGAGAGCAUCCCUGUCAUCAUCGUGGCCAACGAGCCCCUCCGGCCCUUUGUGUGCCGGUGCAUGCCGGGGUACGAUGGGAGUCUGUGUGAGACCGAUAUCGAUGAGUGCCUCCCUUCCCCCUGCCACAAUGAUGGGACUUGCCACAACUUGGUGGGAGGCUUCUCAUGCAGCUGCCCGGAGGGUUUCACUGGCAUGGCAUGCGAGAGGGAUGUCAACGAGUGCCUUUCCAACCCGUGCAAAAAUGGUGCCGCCUGCCAGAACUUCCCAGGAAGCUUCAACUGCGUUUGUAAAACCGGAUAUACAGGGAAAACGUGUGACUCCACUGUCAACUACUGUGAGUGCAACCCCUGUUUCAAUGGUGGGUCUUGCCAAAGCGGGUUGGAGGGGUAUUACUGUCACUGCCCAUUUGGUGUUUUUGGGAAUCAUUGUGAACUGAACAGCUAUGGAUUUGAAGAGCUGUCGUACAUGGAGUUUCCCAGUAUGGAUCCAAACAAUAAUUACAUCUAUAUAAAGUUUGCCACUAUAAAAAGUAACGCCUUGUUGUUGUAUAACUACGAUAACCAAACCGGAGAGAGGGCAGAAUUUCUGGCCCUGGAAAUAGCAGAAGAAAGGCUGAGAUUUUCCUACAACCUUGGCAGUGGCACAUACAAGCUUACCACAGCUAAGAGGGUGUCUGAUGGACAAUUCCACACAGUCAUUGCCAGGAGGGCUGGAAUGGCAGCAUCCCUGACUGUGGAUUCCUGCUCUGAGGAUCAGGAGCCAGGCUACUGCACUGUUAGCAAUGUUGCUGUUUCAACUGACUGGACUCUGGAUGUACAACCAAAUCGAGUUACUGUUGGUGGCAUCAGGUCCAUAGAGCCCAUCCUUCAGAGGAGAGGACAGGUGGAAAGCCAUGAUUUUGUGGGCUGUAUAAUGGAGUUUGCAGUCAACGGACGUCCCCUGGAGCCCAGCCAGGCUUUGGCAGCUCAAGGAAUUUUAGAUCAGUGUCCCAGACUGGAAGGUGCUUGCACAACCAGCCCCUGCCAACACGGUGGGACUUGUGUCGAUCACUGGUCGUGGCAGCAGUGUCACUGCAAGGAUGGACUGACAGGAAAGCACUGUGAAAAAUAUAUCACUGCUGACACCGCCUUGUCGCUGGAAGGCAAAGGACGGCUCGACUACCACAUGAGCCCAAACAAGAAGCGAGACUACAUGAUGAGACUGGGAGCUCGAGGCGCCGGCGUGGGACCCCCCCCGAAUGUGGAACGCUUGGAAGUGAAGUUCAGGACAAGAAGCGAGAACGGUGUUUUACUUCACGUCCAAGAAAGCAGCAACUUCACUACCGUGAAGAUAAAAGGUGGGAAAGUGCAUUACAUAUCGGACGCUGGAGUUGCUGGGAAGGUGGAACGGAACAUCCCCGAGGUGUACACUGCAGAUGGUCAGUGGCACUCGGUCCUCCUUGAGAAGAACGGGUCUGCCACCAUCCUGUCGGUCGACAAGACCCACAGCCGAGACAUUCUCCACGCCACCCAAGACUUUGGGGGCCUAAAUGUCCUUACCAUUUCUUUGGGAGGAAUUCCAUCAAGCCAACCUUUCAAGAGCACAGUUGCAGGCUUUGAUGGCUGCAUUUCCUACAUCAAGUAUGGCAGGGAGAGCCUUCCCUUCGCUGGCAAGCACAGCCUCGCCACCCUCUCCAAAACAGACCCCUCGGUGAAGAUCGGCUGCCGCGGCCCCAACAUCUGCGCCAGCAGUCCCUGCUGGGGAGAGCUGAUGUGCAUCAACCGCUGGUAUGCCUACCAGUGCGUCCCACCGGGAGCUUGUGCCUCCAGCCCCUGCCAGAACGGAGGCAGCUGCGAGCCCACGGCGCUCGGCAGCUUCACCUGCAGCUGCCCCGAGGCGUACGCGGGACGGACGUGCGAGACGGUGGUGGCCUGCCUGGGGGUCUCGUGCACCCCUGGCCACGAGUGCAGAGCAGGGAUCAACGGUGGCCACAUCUGCCUCCCGUCCCCACACCCCACCGAGCUGUCCCUCCCUCUCUGGGCCGUGCCGGCCAUCGUGGGCAGCUGCGCGACGGUCCUGGCGCUGCUGGUCCUCAGCCUCAUCCUCUGCAACCAGUGCCGAGGAAAGAAGUCAAAAGGGCCGAAAGAGGAGAAGAAAACAAAGCAGAAGAAGAAAAAGGGGAGUGAGAACGUGGCGUUUGAUGACCCUGACAACAUCCCGCCCUACGGUGAUGACAUGACUGUCAGGAAGCAGCCUGAAGGGAACCCAAAACCCGAUAUCAUUGAAAGAGAAAACCCGUAUCUCAUCUACGAUGAAACCGACAUCACACACGCCACGGAGACGAUCCCCAGCGCCCCGCUGGCAUCCCCCGAGCCCGAGAUCGAGCACUACGACAUCGACAAUGCCAGCAGCAUCGCCCCCUCGGACGCUGACAUCAUCCAGCACUACAAGCAGUUUCGGAGCCACACGCCCAAGUUCUCCAUCCAGAGGCACAGCCCGCUGGGCUUUGCGCGGCAGUCCCCCAUGCCCCUGGGAGCCAGCAGCUUGACCUACCAGCCCGCCUACGGGCAGGGCUUAAGGACAACAUCUUUAAGCCACUCAGCAUGCCCUACCCCCAACCCCCUGUCUCGGCACAGCCCCGCACCCUUCUCCAAAUCGUCGACGUUCUACAGGCACAGCCCAGCGAGGGAGCUGCACCUCGCCAUAAGGGAAGGGAGCCCGCUGGAGACGCACAACGAUGUCUGCCAGCCUGGCAUUUUUAACUAUGCCACUCGACUGGGGAGGAGAAGUAAGAGUCCACAGACCAUGGCGAGCCACAGCUCCCGACCGGGAAGCCGCCUGAAGCAGCCCAUUGGGCAGAUCCCUCUGGAGACUGUUCCUCCAGUGGGGCUGUCCAUUGAAGAGGUGGAGAGACUGAACACCCCUCGGCCCAGAAACCCCAGCAUCUGCAGUGCGGACCACGGCCGGUCCUCCUCAGAGGAGGACUGCAGAAGGCCUCUGUCCCGGACGAGGAACCCGGCCGAUGGAAUUCCCGCGCCCGAGUCCUCCUCCGACAGCGACUCCCACGAGUCCUUCACCUGCUCGGAGAUGGAGUACGACAGGGAUAAGCCUGUGACGUACACCUCCAGGAUGCCCAAGUUAUCCCAGGUCAAUGAGUCUGAUGCGGAUGACGAGGACAACUACGGCUCCAGGCUGAAGCCCCGGCGCUACCCCGGCCGCCGUGGCGAGGGGGGGCCCGUGGGGGCACAGGCAGCCGGGGCCGGGGAGGGCUCCCUGCCCGUGAAGCUGGGGCAGCAAGCGGGAAGCUUCAACUGGGACAACCUCUUGAACUGGGGCCCAGGCUUUGGGCAUUAUGUGGAUGUUUUCAAAGAUUUGGCAUCGCUUCCUGAAAAAGCAGCAGCAGCAGCAGCAGCGAGUGAAGAUGGCAAAGGUGGUACAACGAAGCCUGUUUCCAAGGAAGGGGAAGCAGAACAAUAUGUAUAGGCUUUAUCUCCUGGUAUUGCCACAGUGCAAAGCCACAGGGGCUGGUCAAACCAUUAUAUGGUUGUAGAAAAGCCGAGGUCAGCAUCUGAACCCCAGGCCAGUUUGGAUGGAGGAGACUUUAAAAAUAAUAACCAUUAUGCUGCUGAAAGAGACUUAAAAACAUUUUUAAUUUAAUUAUGCUUGGAUGAAUUUAUUUCUCCUGCAUGCAUUGUAUUUGCAAACCAGAUAUUCGGCAUGCAGCCUUUGGAAAGGGUUUCCUAUUUCCCAUUGUUUGGUUCGUGAUUCUUAAAUUAAUAAUGCUUUGUUCUGAAAAUGAACUAAUUUUUUUGUUUUAAUUGUGAAGGAUGUGCAUAUUGUCUCCAGCUACUAACAUGUUUUACGAUGCAAGAUUAUUGAGGAUUUAAUUUUCCUUAAGAAAUGUGUGGAAGAAAGAUGGUGAAUGAAGGAAUAACAGUAGUAAGGUGUCUCAGAAAAUGUAGUUACCAUAUCCUGCAGUUGCUCACAUGUGACUUUAUGGAUGAAAGCAGCUUGAAUAAUUGCUGGCAACAGUGCUGUAAGUCUUAUUCCAUACAAGAGGUGCUAGAAGCAGCUCAAGCCAGUCAGCACUUUAGGAGUUCUUUUUCUUUUCAGUUUGUCUAUUUGUUUGUUUCAGGUUUCUUUCUUUUGUUUGUUGUUUUUUUGUUUAGUUUGGUUUUUUGUUUGGUUUUUUUUUUUUUUUGGUUUGUUUUUUUGACAAAGUUGUGUGAGAGCUUCUGAAUCUCUAUGAAUUUUUGGGGAUGCCUACUUAACCCUGGUCCUUCCCUGCCCCCCUCAGUGUUUCCCGUGGGAGGGGAGUGACAGGCAUUUGUCAGCCCAGCCCAGCACCCUGGCUCGCAGCAGCAGGAGCGAGGCAAAAACCUCUCAGUUCCCACAUCUCUUGGCCUCUCAUCUCGGCUGUGCUGCUGCUGCAGUCUGUGCUUCUCCCCUGAUUCUGUUUUCCCAUCUGUGCUAUGGAAAGGUAGGAACUACACUCACUCCCCUACCUCACAGGGGCAUUGUGAGGACUAAUUAGUUUAACUCGUCUGAAGUGCUUCGACAUUAUAAAGCACUAUAAUAAGUAUUAUCAUAAUUAUUAUUAAAGCACUGCCUAGCCUUUGUGACCUUGGAGUGGCAUUUUCUGCAUUCUAUGAUUUUCUGUGAUGGAAACUUUGAAGAAUUAUUUAUUGUAUAGAAAAUUACUGCACUCUAGCAUUUUGGAGCGGAUAUGAGGGAAAACUACUUGUAGAUUCAUUAAUGUAGCUUACCAGUUGCCCCCAGUUCCCUAAAGUUUUAGGUAAAAUAGAACCCCACAAAGUCUUUACAUCUUCAUUCAGAUCUAAUGAACCUAUUGUACUGUGUAAAAACUUCAAUUUUCUUUUUUUUUUACCUAAGCUGUGUUUUUAUAUCAAUAUUUUCCUAUGCUGAAUAGUUUUCUUACUUUCAGGGAAGGUAAGAAAAAUACUUUUUUUACAUUUGUUACUUAUGUAACAUCCAUAUUUUUCACAUUUUGAUAAAAUUGUAACAUACUGUAUGCUUUCUACCUGUAAAUGCCAAUAAUAGAAUUAAAAUAUUUAUUUAAAAUCU
This is a messenger RNA of Empidonax traillii (willow flycatcher), 11460 nucleotides long. Its product is annotated as protocadherin Fat 4-like. The record is from RefSeq and is a predicted model, not a curated record. Gene Ontology annotation, biological process: homophilic cell-cell adhesion. The transcript is spliced from 17 exons. Gene Ontology annotation, cellular component: cell-cell junction; plasma membrane. Gene Ontology annotation, molecular function: calcium ion binding. Lineage: Eukaryota; Metazoa; Chordata; Aves; Passeriformes; Tyrannidae. Bases 1 to 9858 code for a protein of 3285 amino acids.